AGGGAUUUAGCCAUUUAGUUAGGAUGGUUUUAUUGGUGGUCUGUCGAUUCAAAUUUGUUGUCGGGUGACCGAACUUAACCAAGCUGACCGACCCAUCUUAUUUCCCUGGGCUCUCAUAUGAUCUAUUCCCAGUUGAAAUGGGCUUCAGUUAACCACCAACACAUUCGUCCAUUUGGGCUUUUCUCUCCCAACAAAAUCAACGUUUCCGAUCAGGUUUCCGACCACCUUUAUUCUUCAUUUCUUCUCACCAAAGCAAAAAUAAUAAUAAUAAAAGCAGAAAAACGCAUAAAGCAAAUCCAACUCCCCCACACUGGUUUUGUAAUUUGCAGAACAAUCUAGAAUACUAGUCGUCGAAGCAAUGUCAGCGCUUGCAACAAGGCGACGGCAUCAGUCGGAAUCCGAUCGAUUGCUACCGUCAACGUCAACUGACGGUUACACAAAGGUAGAUAAGCCGCCGGAGAAACCAGAGCCUGAGGCGGAGAAAGGCUUAUCAUGGACACUUCCUAUAUUUGCCCUAGGGUUAUUGAGGUAUAUGAGUGCAACUACUAAUAUUAUUCAUGACUGUGAUGAAGUGUUUAACUACUGGGAGCCUCUUCACUUCAUACUAUACAAAUCAGGCUUUCAAACUUGGGAGUACAGUUCCCAGUUUGCAUUACGUUCGUACCUGUAUCUUCUUUUCCAUUAUAUAGUGGGCUGGCCAGCAUCAAUAUUUUAUCAUUGGCUUGAAGAUGAAAAGGUAAGAGUAUUUUAUGCUGUGAGGAUAUUUCUCGGCCUUAUCUCCGUCAUAACCGAAGCUGCUUUGGUAGUAGCAAUUUCCAGAAAGUACGGAAAACGCCUCGCUUGUUACACACUCGCCCUGUUGUGCUUAACAAGUGGUUGCUUUUUCGCUAGCACAAGUUUUUUACCCAGCUCGUUUUCGAUGUAUGCUAUUUCUCUCUCCUCCGCACUGUUUCUUUUCGGCAUGCAUGCCUCAGCUGUUGCCGUUGCGGCAACCGGUGUUAUUCUUGGUUGGCCGUUCUCAAUCCUUGCGUUUCUUCCGGUAACCGUUUCCUCUCUAAUUAGAAGGUUCAAACAAGCAUUUCUUUCAGGAGCACUCAUUUCGAUUACCCUUUUGACACUUUCGGUACUUGUAGACUACCAUUACUACGGGAAAUGGACGUCAUCUGUUAUGAAUUUGUUAGUGUAUAAUGUGGUAGGAGGUGGUGAGAGUCAUUUGUAUGGAACCGAAGGACCGUUAUACUACUUGAAGAACGGAUUUAAUAACUUCAACUUCGCACUUGUUCUUGCACUGCUUUUUGUGGCUACUCUACCGGUUACAAAGAAGAAGUAUGCUCCUGACUUGUUAAUUGUGGUGUCCCCUGUUUAUAUCUGGUUGGUGUUCAUGUCGUUGCAGCCACACAAAGAAGAAAGGUUCCUUUAUCCUAUCUACCCUCUUAUAUGCGUUGCUGCUGCAUCUGUCAUCGAGAGCAUUCCUGAUUUCUUUUACGAGCGUUAUAGAACCGAACAAACUCUGCUUUACAAGAUGGCUAAAUACGUGAGACCGUUUCUUAUCGGCCUCGUUCUAUGCGUUUCUCACUCUAGAACUUUCUCUAUCAUAAACGGUUAUGCUGCUCCUUUAGAGAUUUAUAAGCACUUCGAACAUCACGAUGAUGCUGGAACUGGUGCGGUGGUGUGUGUGGGAAGUGAGUGGCACCGAUUUCCGUCUUCCUUCUUUAUUCCGGACUAUGUGGGUGAAGUUCGGUGGAUUGAUGACGGCUUCAGGGGCCUUCUUCCUUUUCCGUUUAAUUCAACCUUGGGUGGGACUUCAGCGGCACCAUCGUAUUUUAAUAAUAAGAACAAAGCAUCACCUGAUCAAUUUCUUCAGGAUGUCGAGAGCUGUGAUUUUCUUGUUGAGCUCCAGCUUCAGAGACCCUUUCUUUCUCGAGGCUCUGACCUGUCAAAAUGGGAGGUGGUUGCGGCUUUACCAUACCUAGAUAGGGAAUUUUCACCUCCUUUACAUCGAUCAUUCUUCAUACCGUAUAUGUGGGAGGAGAAAAACACAUUUGGGCUUUACAAAUUAUUGAAGCGACACAAAGAGCAACAUUAGGUUUCGCAAGCGGGUAGCUAUACGAAAGUGAUAUUAGGAUCUGUUAUAUUACUAAUUCUAGGAUAAUUCUCGACCUUCUUGCAGCAUGUUGAUUUUCUUUUGGUUAUUGUUGAGCAUACGUUGUUGUCAUUAUGGAUUUGAGUAAAAUAGUGUUUUGUUUCAAAA
This is a messenger RNA of Helianthus annuus (common sunflower), 2251 nucleotides long. Its product is annotated as dol-P-Man:Man(6)GlcNAc(2)-PP-Dol alpha-1,2-mannosyltransferase. Gene Ontology annotation, molecular function: alpha-1,2-mannosyltransferase activity. Gene Ontology annotation, biological process: protein N-linked glycosylation. Gene Ontology annotation, cellular component: endoplasmic reticulum membrane. The coding region runs from base 359 to 2086 and encodes 575 amino acids. The transcript has 10 exons. NCBI's taxonomy places the organism in Eukaryota, Viridiplantae, Streptophyta, Magnoliopsida, Asterales, Asteraceae. The record is from RefSeq and is a predicted model, not a curated record.